CAAGUAAUAAUAUUAGCAUAUCCCCCCUUUAUCACGAUUCACAAUGCUACAGCAGCCUAUUCUGCACCCUAUCUUGUCUGAUGAAAUGAAGCCUUUGUAGGCACCUGGUAUCCGUUAUAGGACCCACGAGCUUAGCAAUGCCAAGUCAUUACGGACGGGAGUCUCACCUUAGUCCUACAUAUAUCAGCCCUAAACGGUAGCCUAUUUAGUGGCUGGAGCUUUGUGGUAGCUAGCUGGACAGGCUUCGGAAGACAACCGGUCAUGUAAUAGCAUACGGCGUAAAUCCUUCGACAUCAUCUUGUUGCGCAGCCACGAUCAGUCAUUUCCUAUUCGAGAUGAACAUCCGUAGGUAAAGACGCCGCAGCACGGGCCAUACGUAGUUGUCUCUGAUGUAGUCUUACGAUGGUAUAUUCAUCCACAGGUCUCUUGACGUUUUCUACGAUGUUCGCCAAUAUGUCUCACCUUUUUACCGAGAAGGAGUUGUUGUCUUGAGUCUUGAGUAUCUAAGUUGCGUGCGUGAAGUGACUCGCAACAUCAUCACAAUGCCGAACCAGGAACUUCUUCAGAGUGCCCUUACGAUCCAAGACCCUUUCCUACCACAAGAUCCAGCUGAAGGGCCGCUAUUCCUUGACACACAAGCGUGCCUAUGUGCUCUGCGAGGAAAAGAAAACGUAGCUGACACCGACGCGGCCUGGCAAUGUAUUGGAAAUCAGACACAAGGCGUCUACAAUGUAAAGAGUGGGAAGUGGUUCAACAACCUGGGCACUGCCAGUUUGCAGGAUAAUUUACCGAUAUGGGACGCGUCAAGCGGCCCUGACACCAGCAAAGCCCUCAUGCUGAAUCCCGACGAUAACUCUCUAGUGAACCUCGAUCCCUCCACCCUAAGCGUGUGGGAUCAAGCAUGCACCGGUGAAAACCACACCACCUUCUCGACGUCCUACUACGGGUCAGUGACAGCUCUUCAGGUCAACGACACUCCUAUCGACGCUGCCCCUUGCUGGCGGCCUGGAGCUAUCCCGAUACAAAUCCAGAAUGUGACUAACUGGAACGACAAUGGAUGUAACCCGGGUUUCUUGUGCACUAACAAUACCGUAAACUCCUUACCACAAUACUGUCCUCCUAUCACGGAAUGCCAAAUAGCGCGAUUGGGGGGCUACACCUGCAGUUUCAACGGCAUAAAUAUCGGGAUGGGACCAUUCGAACCGGUUGUCUGCCAGCAAGGAUACUACUGCCCACCCGAAAAAGGGGGCACCGAAAUGCUCCCCUGCCCAGCCGGCUCUUACUGUCAACCGGGUGCGCCUCAACCUACCGCAUGUACCGUUGGAAGUUACUGCCCGGCAAAAUCGACGUACGAGAUGUUUUUGAUACCGAUCCUGGUAUUGGUUAUCGUCGACGUUAUCCUUGCCAUUGCGUUUAUCUGGUACCGUAUUCGCAAGCGGUUUUGGAGGACACGCGAGCGACACAUGGACGGUAAAUUCGUGGAGAAGAAGAGCACCUUCGUGGGGGUCACGACAGGCUACGAAGAGGUUCCUAGAGAGGCAGACCACGAGGCACAGGAGACGCGCUCUAACCACGUCCCACAAGAGGGUUGGACUGGUUUCGAGGCUGCGUUGGAAUUCCCAACGCCGCGGAGCUCUACGCUGGACAUGCCCGAAAGUGGCUUCUCUCCCCAGCUCAAGGCAUUCGUCGAGUCUAUGAGAAGAGCAACCGACGGCGCUCGCUUUGGACUGUCGUUUACGUACUCGGACCUCUCCUUCCAACCCAAAGGAACUGCAAAACCGAUCCUCCAAAAUGUUACCGGCUCCAUCGAACGCGGAUCUCUCACGGCCGUCAUGGGCGGCUCUGGCGCUGGCAAGAGUACGUUUGUGAAUGUGCUCAUGGGGAAGACUCAAAAUACAGGCGGCUCGGUUACCAUCAACAACGUGCCUGGGAAGAUCAAGAAAUACAAGAAGCUCAUUGGCUACGUGCCUCAAGACGACAUCGUGCUGCCCGAGCUAACGGUGUACGAGAACAUCCUCCACUCGGCGAGGAUACGUUUACCUAGAGCCUGGAAAGACGUGGAUAUACAAGCACAUGUUAACUCGGUGAUUGACUGUUUGGAACUAUCUCACGUGCGCAACUCUCUGGUCGGCAGCGUAGGAAAGCCCGUUAUCAGCGGUGGCCAGCGGAAGCGAGUAAGCAUCGGGAUGGAACUGGCCGCAGCUCCUAUGGCCAUCUUCCUCGACGAACCUACCAGCGGUUUAGACGCUAAUGCCGCCUCGUCCAUCAUGCGGACGCUCAAGGCGAUUGCACGGCUGGGCAUCUCCGUCAUCGUCAUCAUCCACCAGCCACGCAUGGAGAUAUUCGAGAUGCUCGACGACCUGAUCCUACUCGCCAACGGGCAGAUCAUCUACGAGGGGCCCGAGUCCGGCGUGCAGUACUUCUUCGAGGACGUCGGGUACAGCUUCCCGGCGCACUCUAACUUCGGCGACGUCGUGACGGACAUCGUGACGGGCAACGGCCGGAUCUACAAGCCCGCGGGCGACAUCUCCAAGGACUCGCUCAUCGCGAACUGGGCGCAGUCGCGGCAGCACGCGUCGAUCCGGGAGAAGCACGCCUCGGUCAGCACGUCGAAGUCGCUCAUCGCCGAGAACAACUCGCGGCACCGCCAGCUGCUGCGCAAGCGCGGCGCCCCGCACUGGCGGCAGUGCCACCUGUGCCUCAAGCGCGCGAUGCUGCAGCAGUGGCGCACCCGGUCCGCCUUCUUCUUCGAGAUGGCGCUGGCCUCGAUCGCGGGACUGCUGCUUGGCUUGGCGCAGAACUCGAAAAAAGGUGUCCUGUACACGGGCACGUACAACGCGCCGUACGAGGUGCUGUCGCUCGCGACGGACAUCAAGUCGGUGCCCGAGCUCGCGCUGCUGAUGGCCAUCGCCAUCGGCCUCAUCUCGGGCGCGCCCGGCGUCCGCGUCUUCUCCGAGGAGAUGCUGCUGUACAAGCGGGAGUCGGAGGCGGGCCACUCGCGCAUCGCGUACUUCGUUGCCAAGAACUUCUCCGUGCUGGCGCGCAUGGUGUUCGCCUGCAUGCACUUCACCACGCUCAUCCUCCUCAUCUCGGUCCCCAUCAUACCGUGGGGCGUCGCGUUCGUCACGAACCUCGUGUACUUCUACUCGAUCUACGGGCUCGCAAGCUGCGUGUCGAUGGUGGUGCGCCGCGAGGACGCGCCGCUCAUCGCCACCAUGAUCACCCUCAUCGUCGGCAUCCUCUGCGGCGCGGCGCCGCCGCUGUCGAACGUGAAAGACUGGCAGAUGGAGUGGCUGUGGCGCGCGUCUCCCGCCACCUGGCUCGCCGAGCUGUACUUCGGCCAGCUGAUCGAGCCGUAUAGGUACCUCUACGACGUCGAGCUCACCUCGCAGCUGGUGGGCUACCAUCUCGAUCGCUGCUGGUUCAACGUCUUGAUUCUGUUCUGCAUAGGCACGGCGUACAGGGUGCUCGCAUACAUUGGUCUGCUGGUAGGGGGCCGGCUACGCGUAUAGAAGGAAGGGAAGAAAGGGAAGGAACUGGCGAUUGGGUACAUAUAACUACGGCAUGGUAUGUACAUAUGUAGAUUAAACUUCUCCAGAGCUUGCAUUAAAUGUAGGUAAAUAAGAUACCUAGAGAAGGGUUGUAAGUUUCACUGCAGGAAAAGGCUAAGGAAAGGGUCAUGGGGGUAAAAGGAGUAAAGUGUAUAUUGCAUAGGACGGAUUGAUAUCCGGAAGAGAAUUUAUUCGUCUUCCAAACUUGGAAACUAUAUCA
Messenger RNA from Hypoxylon fragiforme, 3771 nucleotides. RefSeq lists its product as uncharacterized. Bases 543 to 3512 code for a protein of 989 amino acids. Lineage: Eukaryota; Fungi; Ascomycota; Sordariomycetes; Xylariales; Hypoxylaceae. Gene Ontology annotation, cellular component: membrane. Gene Ontology annotation, molecular function: ATP hydrolysis activity; ATP binding; ABC-type transporter activity. The record is from RefSeq and is a predicted model, not a curated record. The transcript has 2 exons.